AAUCGAAAAGUUACAAGAAAGUAAUAUUGAAAAUACCCAAAAUUUUAUGGUUUCUUUUAGUUUCUAAAAUCCAUGUAAAUGAUGUUAGUGAAUUAUAUUGUAAGGAACAAAUACAUAUUUUAUUUCAAGGAAAUAAAACUUAUAUCAUGAAAUUUGAGAGUUUUAGAUAGUCAUUAAUUAUUAUAUAGAGCGUUUUGGACUAUAAAUCUCUUGAAGAAUUUAGACAUUACAAAAGCCAUUAAUGGAAAAAAGCGGUUUAAAAUUCAGAAUGCAUGGGAAAAGCAAAGUCUAAUUAAUGGGUUUCACAUGGUAAGCAGGUGAGGAAUUGUGUCUGAGUCAUCAAGAUCCGGCGCCGUUCGCUUUUAGAUACCGACGUCAAGAAAAUAAAAUGGCAACAAUUAAAAGUUUGGUAAUGACGAAGCCCAUUUCACCUUUCAAAAAUGUCUUCUCCUUCUUUUGUCUAAUAUUCUCUUAGAAAAUAAUUUAUAUCUUUUGCUUAGAUUUCAAAAGGAUUCAAUCCAAGUUUUCUUUUGGUGGGAUAAAGAAAAAGAUGAACAUGUAACAUGGGAUCCAAAGUCUAAAGAAAAGUAUAUUUUGUGAAAGCUUUUAACAAAGAGAAAAUUGGUGACACAUUUUACACUAAAUCCAAGUCACUAGAUCCUAAAAAGCUUAUAACAUGACGACCUCAACAACAUGCACCUCAUCUCUCCUGCAUACAACCCAAUCACUGUCGUCAAUAUUAUAUAUGCACACACCUAAGUUCGUGUAUCUCUAUUAUAUAUAGAUAAGUGUGCAUAAUUUGAGUUAUAAAUUGGAAUUCCGUCAAAAUACAUAGUUAACCUAUAAUGGGUGAUCUUCAAAUCGUGCCGGUGUACAACAAGGUGGAAGCACAGUACGUAGAAAUGAUGGUGCCUUUGUAUUCUUACGGUUGCGAGAAGAAAGUCAAGAGGGCUCUUUCUCAUCUCAAAGGAAUAUAUUCAGUGAAAGUAGACUACUACAAUCAGAAGGUGACGGUGUGGGGGAUUUGUAACAAGCUCGAUGUGUUAGCGAUGGUGAAAAAGAAGCGAAAAGAAGCUCGGUUUUGGAAUAUAGAGGAACAUAAUAAUCCAGAGAGCGUUGAUUGCAUCGUCAUAAAGGACGUUGAUGAUUGCAUCGUCAUGAAGGAAGAUACUAGGAAAACUUCUGUUGAUACCGAUAAAUCAUCAGCGUUUUAUACGUAUUCUACGUCGCCUCCGAGAUUUAGUAUAAGACCUCCUUUGUCACUCAUUAGAACCUCUUCAUUCACAUGGAAAGCCGUGAAGAAGAUUUAUAUUUUCCCUGCAAAAAUCUUUCUUGGGACACAUUUAAUUCAUCUUUCGAGGUAAAGUGAUACGCUUUAUCUUCCAGUCCACUGUAACGAACUGAGAUCAUCCACUACUUUAUCGGGCAAAGGCCUAGUUCCUCUUUCAGAGGCAGAGGAAGACAUAACUAUGAUGAGAACCCGCAGCGGAAGAUCAACCAGGACCAGAUCUGGUCUCUCAGAUCCAAUUCCCAUCCCCGUUGCAGAACCAGCGAUCGCAGAAGAAGUGAAUUCAGAGUCGGACAAUGACUCGGUAGCUACAUCAGAGAAUGAUUCAGAUGAGGGGACACAAGUGAUCGACGAGGAAGAAGAAAACGCAAGGCGAAAGAAGCGUCGCAUUGUACUAAAUCUCCGCAAGGCUAUUCAAAAUCUGAAAGAAUGUCUCCACACUCUUGAUAGUUAAAAACCCUCAAAGGCUUCGUCUUUUAACAGUGUGACUACUACUGACACUCUUUCUCUGCAUGUUGCUCUCUAUCUACUCAUGUCAUGACUCUUGGUGUAACUUCUUUUAGGUUGUUUCUGUGUAUGUUUUGUAAGCUUUAAGUUUAACUAUGAAUGUCUUUUUUGUUAACAUAUGGAUGUAAUUCAAGGAACGAUGAGAUGUUCAAAAAGGGAAAGAAAAGAAU
Molecule: messenger RNA, 1965 nt
Organism: Arabidopsis lyrata subsp. lyrata
Lineage: Eukaryota; Viridiplantae; Streptophyta; Magnoliopsida; Brassicales; Brassicaceae
Molecular function (GO): metal ion binding
Source: RefSeq, a predicted model, not a curated record